Histoplasma capsulatum G186AR is the source of this 925-nucleotide messenger RNA. Its product is annotated as serine/threonine-protein kinase hal4. Lineage: Eukaryota; Fungi; Ascomycota; Eurotiomycetes; Onygenales; Ajellomycetaceae. Gene Ontology annotation, molecular function: ATP binding; protein serine/threonine kinase activity. The coding region runs from base 59 to 574 and encodes 171 amino acids. The record is from RefSeq and is a predicted model, not a curated record. The transcript has 2 exons. Gene Ontology annotation, biological process: intracellular signal transduction; protein phosphorylation; intracellular monoatomic cation homeostasis.
GUCCUCGCCGCAGGGAAGCUCGAGGUCGGCGAGGCCGACUGCUACGUUCAAACAGCUGAUGCGCGGCGUCGAGUACAUGCAUGAAAUGGGCGUGGCACAUCGCGACCUCAAGCCCGAGAACCUCCUCCUGACGACCCACGGCGCCCUCAAGAUCACCGACUUCGGCAACGGCGAGUGUUUCCGCAUGGCGUGGGAAAAGGAAGCGCAUAUGACCGCCGGCCUCUGCGGCUCGGCCCCCUACAUCGCGCCGGAGGAAUAUGUCGAUAAGGAAUUUGACCCGCGCGCCGUCGACGUGUGGGCGACGGGCGUCAUUUACAUGGCGAUGAGGACGGGGAGACAUCUCUGGCGUGUCGCGCAGCGGGACGAGGAUGAGUUCUACGACCGGUAUCUGGAAGGCAGGAGGGAUGAGGAUGGCUAUGCGCCGAUUGAGACGUUGCAUCGGGCCCGCUGUCGAAACGUGAUAUAUUCCAUCCUCGAUCCAAACCCUACGCGCCGCAUCACGGCCUCCCAGGUCCUGAAGUCUGAAUGGGUCCGAGAGAUCCGAAUUUGCAAGGCGGGAGAGGAGGGGAUUUAGAAAUAAUAAAUUAAAAAGCAAGCAAACCUUGGGAAGCAAGCGAAUGAAACAAGCAUGCCAAAGCAAAGAUACAACAAGCAUAGUCCCACAGCUGUGUUUUUCCCCCCAUGAGAACGGCUUUUAUUUUAUGAAGUUUUUCUUCUUUCUUUUUUCCUUCUCCUUCUUUGCUUCUCUUUACUUUACUUUACUUACAUCCUUUUUGUCUUUUAGGUUUUUAAUAUUACCUUUAUUUACUUUUACUUUUAUUUCAUACCAUCCCUUCUUCCCCCCCUAUUUGCCACUCGUAUAUAUGUGUGUAUGUAUAUGAAUAUACCGAAUCGAAGUAACAAAUGGGAGAGAUUGGGUCGAUGG